This is a messenger RNA of Neurospora crassa OR74A, 1993 nucleotides long. RefSeq names its product galactose-1-phosphate uridylyltransferase. Gene Ontology annotation, biological process: steroid metabolic process. Gene Ontology annotation, molecular function: FAD binding; Delta24(24-1) sterol reductase activity. The record is from RefSeq and is a predicted model, not a curated record. Gene Ontology annotation, cellular component: cytoplasm; membrane. NCBI's taxonomy places the organism in Eukaryota, Fungi, Ascomycota, Sordariomycetes, Sordariales, Sordariaceae. The transcript has a single exon. The coding region runs from base 183 to 1832 and encodes 549 amino acids.
CCGUAACUGUCCCCGCCCAUUACGGCAUCGGCCGGCCGAAGUCCGAAUUUCACUCAAGAUCGGUGCCCGUGAAAUUUCAACCUCACCUCACCUCGGGUCUCACAACGUCCGGGACCAAUCUCAAGUCUCUCACAACUCCGUUGUUCCGGUGCGGCAGUCAGUGAGCACUACAGUCCACCACCAUGACCGGCAACAUCACCGCCGCCCUCGAGCGCCACGCCAGCACCGUCACCCGUCUCUCCUCCCAAAUCUCCUCCUACUACGCCGCCCGUCUCCCCUAUCGCAUCUUCCACGGCUCCACCAACUCAACGCGUCCCCCCACGCAAAAAGGCACCAACACCAAAUUCGUCGACAUUUCCUCUCUGAACAAUGUCCUCUCCGUCGACCGCGCCACCAAGACAGCCCUGGUCGAACCCAACGUGCCCAUGGACAAGCUCGUCGAAGCCACGCUGCCUCAUGGCCUAGUCCCGCCCAUCGUCAUGGAGUUUCCCGGUAUCACUGCCGGUGGUGGGUUCGCCGGAACAGCAGGAGAGUCUAGUUCGUUUCGCCAUGGGUUUUUCGACGAUACCGUGCGGGAAGUGGAGAUGGUUUUGGGUAAUGGGGAGGUGGUCAAAGUGAAGAAUCCUGAUCUGCCUCGAGAGGUAUCAUCAACGGCAACGGCAGCAGAAAACGGCGGGGAUCUCUUCCGCGGAGCAGCCGGCGCCGUGGGAACUCUCGGAACCACAACACUCCUAGAAGUCCAACUAAUGGACGCCAAAAAGUUCGUCAAGACCGAAUACAAGCGCGCCAACAGCGUAGCGGAAGCGAUCCGCAUGGUGCGCGAGGAAACCCAAAAUGCCGAGAACGACUACGUGGACGGGAUUUUGUUUAGCAAAGACCACGGCGUCAUCGUCACAGGCAAACUCGUCAACGAGUUACCUUCUCCUCCCCCUUCUUCUUCUUCUUCUUCCGCCUCCGAAAAGCCAAUCAAACCCCAAACCUUCAGCGGACCAUGGGACCCCUGGUUCUACCUACACUGCCAAUCCCGCACCCUUUCUCCCUCCACCUCCACCACCCCAAAUUCUUCCCCGGUGGUAGCGACCGACUACGUCCCCCUAGCCGAAUACCUCUUCCGCUACGACCGGGGUGGAUUCUGGGUCGGCGCCGCCGCCUUCCAAUACUUCAGCUGGGUUCCCUUCACGAAACUCACCCGGUGGUUCCUCGACGACUUUUUGCACACGCGCAUGAUGUACCGCGCUUUGCACGGGUCCGGCGAGUCCGCCCGGUUCGUCGUGCAAGACAUUGCCAUGCCGUUCGAGACCUCCGAGGAAUUCAUCAACUACACCUCUUCCUCUCUGGGAAUCUGGCCACUAUGGCUUUGCCCACUUAAACGCCGCGCGCCCCCGACUUUUCAUCCGCAUACGACCCGUCCUGGCACCGACCCGUCGGACGAAAAGGCGCAAGAUGACAUGAUGCUCAACAUUGGCGUCUGGGGCUGGGGGCCCGAUUCCCCCCAAGAGUUUGUCGCCAAGAAUAUUGAGUUAGAGAAUAAAGUACAUGAGUUGGGUGGGAUGAAGUGGUUUUAUGCGCAUACGUAUUACGAGCAGGAAAAGUUCUGGAAGAUGUAUGGUGGACGGACGUGGUAUGAUGCGCUGAGAAAAAAGUAUCAUGCCGAGCACUUGCCGACGGUGUGGGACAAGAUCCAUGUGGAUGCGGAUAAGGCGGGCAAGAAGCAGCGGCAUUGGUUGUUGGCCAAGAAGCCGAUUGGCGGGUUUUAUGGCAUUUGGAAGAGUAUUCAGAGCAAGGAUUACUUUUUGCAUAGGAAGGCUCAGUGGAAGUGGAAGGGGGAGUAAAGAAAAGUAAAGGGUUGGUGGGAUGAGUGUUUUGUCUGGAUAGAUACUUUAGAGGCGGGUGGAUAGAUGUAGAGGUGGUGGAAAAAGUAGAAUACCCAUUUUGAGAAUUGUACAAAGUUUGAUGUUCCAAGACAGUUUUGUGUUAUACCCCAGAAGAAAAC